This is a messenger RNA of Phoenix dactylifera (date palm), 2304 nucleotides long. RefSeq names its product Pentatricopeptide repeat (PPR) superfamily protein. Gene Ontology annotation, molecular function: protein binding; mRNA binding. Lineage: Eukaryota; Viridiplantae; Streptophyta; Magnoliopsida; Arecales; Arecaceae. The record is from RefSeq and is a predicted model, not a curated record.
UAGCCGCGGAUGAGUGGUGCUCCGCUGCUCACCUUCUCCUGCUGCAUCAAAGCAAACGAUAUCACAGAAAAAAAGGUCCUCCCUCCACUCUAUGCAUAUAAAAACCCAACCUUUUCUUGAUUCCUCGAUGCAAGUAAAGUCUCUUCAUUCCUUGAGGAAAAAAAAAAAACCCCAUCUUUGCACUAUUAACCUCUAAAACAUUGGCCAAAACCCUAUCUUUCUUCUUCAGCAAAGUUCUCUUUUUUUUCCUGUAGACUUCCCCUUCAAAGAGUAUCAAGAAAGGGCCAUGUCGGCCUUGCUUCACCCCAUCUCUCGCCUCCUAAGCUCGAAGACCUCGGAGCCCACCAGAACCAAGCCUUGCUUAAUCUCCUGCCCCCCAACCCUCCACACUCCCUCCAUCAGCAAGGGUUUUGCCAGGGUUUUAGCAUCCACCCACAGCGCCAUCUCCCCAAAAGAUGCCGCCAUUUCUCUCCCCAGCUGGAGGAAUGGGAAGAACGAGUCCAGGAGCAGAGAGAUCAGGCUCCAUGAUGCCUUCCUCUACCUGGAGUACAUGGUGGGGAAGGGCCACAAGCCCGACACCGGCCAAGCCGCUCAGCUCUUGUAUGAUCUCUGCAAGUCCAAUAAGAUUCGGAAGGCCGUUCGUGUCAUGGAAUUGAUGCUCACUUCUGGGAGCACCCCCAAUUCAUCUGUCUAUAAUUUCUUGGUCAAUCAUUUGUGCAAGAGGGGGAACGUCGGGUACGCAAUGCAGCUAGUCGAUAAAAUGGAGGAGUACGGAUGCCCGCCGACCACCAUCAUCUACAAUUCUCUGGUCCGAGGGCUUUGCAUCAAUGGAAAUUUGCAGCAAAGUUUGCAGCUUCUGGAAAGAUUGAUGCACAAAGGAUUGAUACCGAAUGUGUUCACUUAUUCGUUCUUGCUAGAGGCCGCUUACAAGGAAAGAGGGGUUGAUGUGGCGGUGAGGCUGUUGGAUGAGAUCAUUGCUAAGGGAGGGAGGCCUAAUUUAGUCAGUUACAAUGUAUUGCUUACUGGGUACUGCAAGGAGGGUAGGUUGGAAGAGGCGAAACAGCUUUUCAGGAAGUUGCCAUCAAAAGGGUUUAGUCCCAACGUUGUGAGCUACAAUAUUUUGUUGAGGAGCUUGUGUUAUGAGGGGCAGUGGGAGGAGGUGGAGGGGCUUUUGGCUGAGAUGGGGGAUCGGGGCUGUGCUCCGAGUAUUAUUACAUAUAAUAUAUUGAUAGGUUCGCUUUCUUAUCAUGGUCGUACAGAGCAAGCGCUUGAGAUUUUGGAGGAGAUGAUGAGGAAUCAGUUGAAGCCUGUCGCCGCAAGCUAUAAUCCGAUAAUUGCACGGUAUUGUAAAGAGGGGAAGUUAGAUAUGGUGCUCAAGUGCCUUGAUACGAUGAUGCAUCGGCGUUGUUCGCCUAGUGAAGGGACUUAUAAUGCAAUAGCUGUGCUUUGUGGGGAAGGGAAGGUGGAAGAGGCCUUCUCCAUAAUCCAAAGCUUGGGGAAUAAGCAGAGUUCUUCUAUGCAUGAGUUCUAUAAAAAUGUGAUCUCAUUCUUGUGUAAGAAAGGGAACACCUUAGCUGCUUUCCAACUAUUAAAUGAGAUGACAAGGCAUGGAUUUACUCCAGAUGCAUAUACUAAUUCAUCUUUGAUUAGGGGUCUCUGUAUGGAGGGAAUGCUGGAUGAGGCAAUUGAGAUUUUUUCGGUGAUGGAGCAAUAUGGUAACAAGCCAGACAUAGACAAUUAUAAUGCACUUAUACUUGGAUUGUGCAAGGCUCAGCGGACAGAUCUUGCUUUGGAAAUUUAUGAAACAAUGAUUGAGAAGGGUUAUGUACCAAACGAGACAACAUACACAAUUCUAGUGGAAGGAAUAGCUCAUGAGGACGAAAUUGAUUUGGCUGCAGAGGUGUUGAAAGAGUUGUACUCUAAACAUGCCGUGAGCCAGAAUACCAUGGAGAGAAUCACCAUGCAGUAUGACUUGGAGUAACUUCUGGCAAAUUUGAGAAUUGCAGCUGCAGAUAAGGGACAAGAAUGUUAGUCAAUGACCCUAUGAUUGGUCAAAGCUUGGCCUGCUCUGGCAUUAGAUUGCAAACAUUGGCAGAACAUUGACUGUAUAGCUAUUUUUGGGUUGUUUUUUGAAUCAUCAUAUCUAUCUAGACAGUCUUCUGAUAAUCAGGAACAAACUGAGUUGCUGCUGUAGCAUGUAAAAGUACUUUAAUUGCCAAGUUAGGCAAACUCUCUAUUACUAGCAUCUUUUAUUUUUUCAAGUUUAUUUUAGCACUAGAACCAAUUCAAAAUCUUUUUAAAAUC